AUGGUUCGAACCCGACCUCUACCCCUCGACUUCCCCUGUCCAGGCUUGAGUAACCUGGCAGUAUUCCAGCCCUCGUGCUUCCUUCGGGUGGCAUGGCAGCUAGGCUCCGGAAGGGUGUUACAGCUGAACGGUUCUUUUAAAAUGCAUCAAAUGUACCAAAAAGCUUGUGAAUUUUACGAGCGCGCUGCUGCCAAAGUGGUUUCAGCAUUGAAUGAACUUACCGCUAGCUGUUCCUCCAAAACCGCCGCCGUCCGAAGACCCGGUGAUUCGAAUGCCACUCACUAUCCCAUCGUGCCCUCUGGUGAUCCGAAUGCAUCCUCGAAGAGUUCAGAGGCUCAUGUUCCACCCCAUACACCUCGGUCCGAAAAUAUACCACCCCCAGCUCCCGCACUGUCUGCGGACAGAUCGAACUACAGUUUAGCCUAUGCUGCAGCGUAUAAACAAACCGUGGGCACCAUUCCUCCGCCAGAGAAUGGGGGUCCAGCUCCAAACACUCCCGAAUACUCUGCCCUGUGGCAGCGUUACAUGGACUACUAUCUACGCUACUAUAUGCAAGCCUAUGCUUCUAUGGUUCCAAACGGUCCAAGCAAGCCGGGUGCAGCAAUCAAUCCACCUGAAACAGCAACAAUCAGCCCAACCAAAACCAGUGUGUCUGGUGAGGAAGAAAAACCGGUUCCUCCGAAGGCCUCACAGACUAAAGAGGACGAGAACUCUUCUGCUUCGAAGCGUCCCAAGUUGUCGGAGAAAGUGAACAGUGAAGCAAGUGUCAAAACGGAUAAUGAAAAACAGGACACCGCGUCAGACGUCAAAGUUUAUGCUCAAACAACACAGCCAGCAGAGCAACCAACUACUGAGGCUCCCAAGGCGACAGCACCACCAAGCAGCGAUGAUAUUAAGUCCUCCAAAUGUAUAUGGAUCAGCAAUCUUCCACAAGGCGUGAAAGCCGUCGACGUCAAAGAGCGUUGUACUCCCUUCGGUCGAGUUCAGACGAUCAAGAUAAUCGGAAGCCGUAAGAGCACACCACCUUCGAUCUAUGCAUACUUGGUUAUGGAAUCCGUCGAAUCUGCAACUCGGCUGGUUGAGGGGUUGCAAGGUGCCAAGUUUGACAAUCAGGAGAUUAAAGUGAAGCGAACGAUCAAGAUAAUCGGAAGCCGUAAGAGCACCCCACCUUCGAUCUAUGCAUACUUGGUUAUGGAAUCCGUCGAAUCUGCAACUCGGCUGGUUGAGGGGUUGCAAGGUGCCAAGUUUGACAAUCAGGAGAUUAAAGUGAAGCGACGAGCUUUUCGUUUUGGUGAGACGUUGUGUUUGAUACGAGGUGGUGCUGAAAGGUGUGGCCCCGACGUCACACCUACAUGCGUAAAUUUUGCUUUUUGCUGCAACGUUGAUGGUUUUAUCUCGAUACCUGCGGUGUUUUUGUACAAUCAGUCUGAGGACAAAAAUUAUCGGUGUUUUUGGAGUUCCAGAAAGCACUGA
This is a messenger RNA of Opisthorchis viverrini, 1473 nucleotides long. RefSeq lists its product as hypothetical. The coding region runs from base 1 to 1473 and encodes 490 amino acids. Gene Ontology annotation, cellular component: cytosol. The transcript is spliced from 8 exons. NCBI's taxonomy places the organism in Eukaryota, Metazoa, Platyhelminthes, Trematoda, Opisthorchiida, Opisthorchiidae. The record is from RefSeq and is a predicted model, not a curated record. Gene Ontology annotation, molecular function: mRNA binding.